CUCUUCCUUCAAGUUCCACCGUCACUCAUGGCUCUCAUUCUUCUCCUCUUCGCCAUGGCUCUAAGCGAACCUCUCACCCUCACCCCCGUCCAAGACUCUCCCCUCUUCGAUUGCCAUCGCCUCGAUCAACAAUUCCUCCACACUCUCGCUUACGAUGCCCUAGUUUGGAGCCCUCUCCACGGCCUCCUUGUCGGCGACAAAUCCGUUCAGAGAUCGGGAAGCGUUCCUGGGGUUGGUUUGGUGCAUGCGCCGCUUGCCUUGUUACCCACGCCAUUUCCGGAAAAGCAGUGUAGAGAAGCGACUGAGUUGGAUGCAAAGUUUCUGCAGGAAUCGCUCUCAAGGUUAAUUACCUGGUUGUUUCUCAAUGCUGAACUAAAAACACGGAUGAGUACAAAAGUAAGAGGUGAACUCAUCCCCGUUCUUAAUUUUGCAUUGAGAAACAAAUAGAAGCAAAAAAGAAGUUAGUGAAGUGUGUAUUAUUAGUCGGACUUUUGUAACGUAACACCAAGAGGAUUAGUGUUUUUGUUUUAAAUAUUAUUUCAAAAGAACUCUUUUAUACUCAUAUUCUCGUUGCCAGA
Messenger RNA from Glycine soja, 578 nucleotides. Its product is annotated as glutathione synthetase, chloroplastic-like. The record is from RefSeq and is a predicted model, not a curated record. Lineage: Eukaryota; Viridiplantae; Streptophyta; Magnoliopsida; Fabales; Fabaceae. Gene Ontology annotation, cellular component: cytosol. Gene Ontology annotation, biological process: glutathione biosynthetic process. Bases 28 to 447 code for a protein of 139 amino acids. The transcript is spliced from 2 exons. Gene Ontology annotation, molecular function: glutathione synthase activity; glutathione binding; ATP binding.